GCUGCUACCACAGGAGAGCUGAGGAGUUCACCUUCCAGGACCAUGGACACGUCUUACCCUCGUGAGGACUACCUGCCCAUGACGUCCCGCAAGCAGGAUCCUUCUCCCACUGUCAUCACCAUUGGACCCUCCGUAGUGCCCCGGGACCACCUGAUCUGGUCCAUCUUCAACACCAUCUACAUGAACCUCUGUUGCUGUGGCUUAGUGGCUCUUGCCUACUCCGUCAAGGCGCGGGAUCAGAAGGUGGCUGGUGACAUCGAGGCCGCUCGCCACUUCAGCUCCAAAGCCAGAUGCUACAACAUCCUGGCGAUGGUGUGGAGCCUGCUGCUGCCGCUGCUGCUCAUCGCCCUGGCGAUCACAGGCGUGAUCCACCUCUCCAAGCUUGCUCAGGAGUCCAUGGACUUCUUCAACUACAAGUUCUUCGCUAAUGAAGAUGAUGGAAAGUGACCCAGGGGCCUCGCGGGCUCCUGGAAACACACGUGGGCCACUCCAGCAGCCUCCUAAAGACACUGCUAAUCCAGUAUAAUCCAGCCAACCAAACCACUGCACAUUGCAACCUCUGUUGUUGUCAACCAGAGCAACCAAUGCCUCCCACCAACCAGAGCACCACUGAGGUAGUCAU
Molecule: messenger RNA, 622 nt
Organism: Chelonia mydas (Green sea turtle)
Lineage: Eukaryota; Metazoa; Chordata; Testudines; Cheloniidae
Gene: IFITM5
Product: interferon induced transmembrane protein 5
Exons: 2
Coding region: 43-447 (134 amino acids)
Biological process (GO): bone mineralization; bone morphogenesis
Cellular component (GO): plasma membrane
Source: RefSeq, a predicted model, not a curated record